AUGCCGGAUGAUUAUCUCGAGAAGCGUCGAAUGCAUUUGCAUCAAAGAUUGCUGAUGAUGUUGAUGAUGAUACGUGAUUAUAAAGACUACCUGCAGAUUUUCGACAGUUUAUUGUCAUUUUACUGGGCAUCAUUGGACACUUUACAUAUGUAUGGUUGGCUUUGGGACAGAUCCAUACAAAAGAGUGAACUCGUCAAUUGA
Messenger RNA from Clunio marinus, 201 nucleotides. Lineage: Eukaryota; Metazoa; Arthropoda; Insecta; Diptera; Chironomidae. The record is from the annotation of a GenBank genome assembly.